AUGAGUUUUGCCACAAUCAUGUACAAAAUUAUUACAAUGAUGUCUUUUAUACAAUUUUUACUUGUAUCGUAUUAUGUUGAUCAAACGAACAGUUUUCUCACAUUAUCGGUUAAUUCAACAUAUACUACAAAUAUAAUAACACGGAAUAUAUCUUGUUAUUACGGAACAAUUAGUGGAGCGGAUAAUGCUGAUCGACAUUACACACCAUCUUAUGGUAAUUACCAGUACUGUGUACUUAUAAUGUAUUAUUCUAAUGAAAAUUUGCCUCAACAAAUUGAUUUUAGUAGUACUACUGUUUUGAAUACAUAUCGACGAAUGUCGGAACGUUGCCGAGGUUUUUCAAAUACAACGGAUGUUGGUUAUGGAUAUUGUAGCCCGUUAUCCUACGAAACAGUUGUUAGUCCUUUUUUAUGUAUUUGUGCAACCAAUAAUUGUAACAAUAACUUGCAAACUUGUCAGUUAUCGGUCAGCAUGGUUCAGCCGGCACCAUUAGCAACAUUUCUGCCAUAUCUGUCGACAUCGAUUUCAUGUCAGGAUUCUGGAUAUAUAUCAAGCAACAGAUAUACUUACUGUCAAGAACUUGAUCAAUCAAUAAAUUAUACAGCAUGCAAUGAUUAUAUGGAAACAAACACUGUAUUAUGUUCAAUUUGGAGUCUUACUUCAGAAAACUCCACGUCAUCGCAUCAAGUUGCUUAUCCACCAGAAAAUUAUGAAAAAUUUUUGCUUUCCACGUUAUAUAACUAUCUGACAUAUGUUAAUACAUCAACAUACAAUGAGAGUAGUAGCAGCUUAUUCGUUCAAGAUGGAAUACAAAAUUUUACGUACAUAUCAUGUUAUUGUAUAUCAAAUUACUGUAAUGCAAACUUUAGCACUUGCACUGUUGAUACAGCUCCUACCACUAGCUCAACAAUCACAUCACGAUCAUCAUCGAAUGGUUCUAGUUUAAGUGAUGCAGCAAUUGCUGGUAUUGUUAUUGGUGUAAUAGUAGGUGCUAUAGUUAUUGGAGCAAUAGUCGGUUUUAUCUCCUAUCAUACAUUAAUGUCUGGACGUUCACCUGAAGAAAAUCAUACAGAUACAUUUACAGAUGGUGUUGAUGGCACUGACGAUUCACCAUAA
Messenger RNA from Didymodactylos carnosus, 1116 nucleotides. NCBI's taxonomy places the organism in Eukaryota, Metazoa, Rotifera, Eurotatoria, Philodinida, Philodinidae. The record is from the annotation of a GenBank genome assembly.